AUGGGACCAGGAUAUGGGGUUGAUGAUUUGAUACCUUUGAAAUGUCCGGAAGCGAAACUUAUAGAGAACUGAGGAGCCACUCCCAGUGCGGGUGUUUGCAUGUUUGUGUUUGCAUGUGUUUGUGUGCGUGUGUGUUGGUGUAUAAAUGAGCUGGAAUCCUCUCUAGGUUAGUCCAGUCACCAUAGAUAGGUGAAGUUAGAACUUGACCAAUCAGUCACCAUGGGGGUGACGGGCUUGUGGUGGCUGCUGGAGGGAAACGGCCAGAUCUACCAGAUCUACAAGGACUACCACUUCAGGGACAGCAAGCUAGUGGUGGACGGCAGCAACCUGGCCUACCAUCUCUACUUUAGGUACUUCCUGGACCUGAGCCACGGUGGGGAGUACCUGGCCUUCCGAGCUCUGGUUCAGGCUUUCUUCACGAUUCUGCACAACUGUGGAAUCAAACCUUACGUGGUGAUGGAUGGAGGCUCGAGCAAAAGCGACAAUAAAUUGAAUAAUAUCCUGGAAAGGAACAGAGAAUUUGUGCGGAGGGCCGAUGAAAUCGCUCUGAAGGGCAGGAGGGAGGACAUCCUUCCCCCCUUUACCCUGUCAGUGUUCGAACAGACGCUGAACGACAUGAAGGUGCCGCUGGUCAGGUGCUUCGGAGAGACCGACGGCCAGCUGGCUGCCCUGGCCAGAGAGUGGUGCUGCCCGGUGCUGUCCACAGACACUGACUUCUACAUAUACGACCUUCCAGAGGGGGUUCUACCUCUGAAACUCUUCCGUUGGGAUGGGGUGGAGACGGAUUUGGGAGGUUGUUUCAUCCCUUGCAAGCGAUACACCACGAUCAGCUUCUGCACCUUCUUCAACAUCGACCCCCAGCUCCUGCCCGUCUUUGCCUCGUUGGCCGAGAACGACGAUGUCAACCUCAGAGAAAUUAAAUGGAUCCAAUUCCUUCGAGCGGACCACCCUAGGAAGUGUCGCCUGAGGGGCCUCCUGAGCUGGCUCGGAGCCAGGACAGACCAGACGACAGAAGACAUCUUGACAGCAGCGAUGGAUCUCAUGCCCGACAUGAGUCAACAGGCGCGGACGGAGGUGUGGACGAUGGUGAGGAUGGCCAUGCUGGAGCACCAGCUCCCCAGCUCCUCUCUGCGGGGGUUCUUCAGUGAGGGAACAAUUCCGCCGCUGCCCGCUGAGAUGUUGAGCUGCGUCCCCGACUGGGUCCGCGCGCCCCUGGCCAGAGGAGAGCUGAGCGGUGAUGUGUUGAACGUGCUGGUCGAUAGGAGGAUGAUUUUGGGGAUCCAGGCGGAGCUCAGUGACCUACAGAGCUCCAACCUCACCUCGCAGCCCAUCCGGCAGGUGCUGUACGGGCUGCUGCUGGGCCUGGGGCAAGGCGCGGUGAGGGAAGUGGACCGGGUCGAACUGGAGGUACAACCGUUGGUCCAAGGAGCCGCUCAGCAGCUGAGACUGGCCACUCUGCCCCAGGCAGACCCCGCUGUGAGGCUGCAGGUGUGUCUGGAGACGCUGGGCGUGGAGGAAGAGACGCUGGAGGGAGUUCCGGCUCACCUGCGCCUCCCAGUGGCUGUGACCCGCUACUGGCUGAGGAGGGCCAGCCCUGAGCCGACGCUCCUCAAAGCUCUGCUGAUGGUCAUGGUCCAAGGAGAACUGAUCCGACAGACAGGAGGGACAACAGGUAGUGGGCAGCAUUAUACCAAACACAGUAAACAGCUUCCAGAUGGUGUCGUGGCUCACAGCUUCAACCAAUGGCAGGCCUGCCUGUAUGACUCCUCCCAGCUCAACCUGCUGCUCUGCAAGCCCCUCCCUGAACCCCUCUUCGCUUGGUUGUACAAGGGCAGGCUGGUGCACCACCGGCAGAAGCUGCUCCAGUGGAGGAAACCAGAGGAGAUAGUACAGGACGACCAGUUCAGGAGACUGUACAGGAGCCUCCUGGAAAAAGUGCUCCAGCCAGACCCAGGGGCCAACAGGAGAGCUGGGGGGCCUGAGGCCCAGCUGAGGGCCAGCAUGGAGCACCUUCACCUCAACACCCAGGAAGAGGAGGAGGAGGAGGAGGAGCUGGGCGGGGCUGCAGGCCUGGAUCAGGGCUCGGAUGGGUCUUGGGUGGAGGUUAAAAGCAGGAGGAGGAAGCAGUAG
Messenger RNA from Gadus chalcogrammus (walleye pollock), 2130 nucleotides. RefSeq names its product protein asteroid homolog 1-like. NCBI's taxonomy places the organism in Eukaryota, Metazoa, Chordata, Actinopteri, Gadiformes, Gadidae. The record is from RefSeq and is a predicted model, not a curated record. The transcript is spliced from 4 exons. Bases 220 to 2130 code for a protein of 636 amino acids.